This is a messenger RNA of Closterium sp. Yama58-4, 4071 nucleotides long. The record is from the annotation of a GenBank genome assembly. NCBI's taxonomy places the organism in Eukaryota, Viridiplantae, Streptophyta, Zygnematophyceae, Desmidiales, Closteriaceae.
AUGCAAAAUGCACGCGCAACCAUUCUCCUCUUCUCUCUCUCUCCCCUUUCUCCCUUCUUCCCCUUCUUGUCCCCCUUCUUCCCCUUCUUGUCCCCCUUCUUCCCCUUCUUGUCCCCCUUCUUCCCCUUCUUGUCCCCCUUCUUCCCCUUCUUGUCCCCUUCUUCCCCUUCUUGUCCCCCUUCUUCCCCUUCUUGUCCCCCUUCUUUCCCCUUCUUUCUCGUCCCCCUUCUUCCCCUUCUCGUCCCCCUUCUUCCCCUUCUCGUCCCCCUUCUUCCCUUCUCUCUCCGGUCCCCUUCUCCCCUUCUUGUCCCCUUCUUCCCCUUCUUGUCCCCCUUCUUCCCCUUCUUGUCCCCCUUCUUCCCCUUCUUGUCCCCCUUCUUCUUCCCCUUCUUGUCCCCCUUCUUCCCUUUCUUGUCCCCCCUUCUUCCCCUUCUUCCCCCUCUUCCCCCUUCUUUCCCCUUCUUGUUCCCCUUCUUUCUUCCCCUCUUGUCCCCUUCUUCCCCUUCUUGUCCCCCUUCUUCCCCUUCUUGUCCCCUUCUUCCCCUUCUUGUCCCCCUUCUUCUUCUUCCCCUUCUUGUCCCCCUUCUUUGUCCCCCUUCUUUUGUCCCCUUCUUCCCCUUCUUGUCCCCCUUCUUCCCCUUCUUGUCCCCCUUCUUCCCCUUCUUGUCCCCCUUCUUCCCCUUCUUGUCCCCCUUCUUCCCCUUCUUGUCCCCCUCUUUUCCCCUUCUUGUCCCCCUUCUUCCCCUUCUUGUCCCCCUUCUUCCCCUUCUUGUCCCCUUCUUCCCCUUCUUGUCCCCCUUCUUCCCCUUCUUGUCCCCCUUCUUCCCCUUCUUGUCCCCCUUCUUCCCCUUCUUGUCCCCCGUCUUCUUCCCCUUCUUGUCCCCCUUCUUUCUUCUUGUCCCUUCUUGUCCCCCUCUUUUCUUCCUUCUUCCCCUUCUUGUCCCCCUUCUUCCCCUUCUUGUCCCCCUUCUUCCCCUUCUUGUCCCCUUCUUUCUUCCCCUUCUUGUCCCCCUUCUUCCCUUCUUGUCCCCCUUCUCCCCUUCUUGUCCCCUUCUUCCCCUUCUUGUCCCCCUUCUUCCCCUUCUUGUCCCCCUUCUUCUCCCCUUCUUGUCCCCCUUCUUCCCCUUCUUGUCCCCCUUCUUCCCCUUCUUGUCCCCCUUCUUCCCCUUCUUGUCCCCCUUCUUUUCUUCCCCUUCUUGUCCCCCUUCUUCCCCUUCUUGUCCCCUUCUUCCCCUUCUUGUCCCCCUUCUUCCCCUUCUUGUCCCCCUUCUUCCCCUUCUUGUCCCCCUCUUUUCCCUUCUUGUCCCCCUUCUUCUUCUUCCCCUUCUUGUCCCCCUUCUUCCCCUUCUUGUCCCCCUUCUUCCCCUUCUUGUCCCCCUUCUUCCCCUUCUUGUCCCCCUUCUUCCCUUCUUGUCCCCUUCUUCUUCCCCUUCUUGUCCCCCUUCUUCCCCUUCUUGUCCCCCUUCUUCCCCUUCUUGUCCCCCUUCUUCUUCCCCUUCUUGUCCCCCUUCUUCCCCUUCUCUUCUUCCCCUUCUUGUCCCCCUUCUUCCCCUUCUUGUCCCCCUUCUUUUUCCCUUCUUGUCCCCCUUCCUUCUUCCCCUUCUUGUCCCCCUUCUUCCCCUUCUUGUCCCCCUUCUUCUUCCCCUUCUUGUCCCCCUUCUUCCCUCUUUCCCCUUCUUGUCCCCCUUCUUCCCCUUCUUGUCCCCCUUCUUCCCUUCUUGUCCCCCUUCUUCCCCUUCUUGUCCCCCUUCUUCCCCUUCUUGUCCCCCUUCUUCCCCUUCUUGUCCCCCUUCUUCCCCUUCUUGUCCCCCUUCUUCCCCUUCUUGUCCCCCUUCUUCCCCUUCUUGUCCCCCUUCUUUUUCUUCGUCCCUUCUUGUCCCCCUUCUUCCCCUCUUGUCCCCCUUCUUCCCCUUCUUGUCCCCCUUCUUCCCCUUCUUGUCCCCCUUCUUCUUCCCUUCUUGUCCCCCUUCUUUUCUUCUUGUUCUUCUUUUUCCCCUUCUUGUCCCCCUUCUUCCCCUUCUUGUCCCCCUUCUUCCCCUUCUUGGCCCCCUUCUUCCCCUUCUUGUCCCCCUUCUUGUUCCCCUUCUUGUCCCCCUUCUUCGUCCCUUCUUGUCCCCCUUCUUCCCCUUCUUGUCCCCCUUCUUCCCCUUCUUGUCCCCCUUCUUCCCCUUCUUGUCCCCCUUCUUCCUCCCCUUCUUGUCCCCCUUCUUCCCCUUCUUGUCCCCCUUCUUCCCCUUCUUGUCCCCCUUCUUCCCUUCUUGUCCCCCUUCUUUCUUCCCCUUCUUGUCCCCCUUCUUCCCCCUUGUCCCCCUUCUUUCCCCUUCUUGUCCCCCUUCUUCCCCUUCUUGUCCCCCUUCUCCCCUUCUUGUCCCCCUUCUUCCCCUUCUUGUCCCCCUUCUUCCCCUUCUUGUCCCCCUUCUUCCCCUUCUUGUCCCCCUUCUUUUUCCCCUUCUUGUCCCCCUUCUUCCCCCUUCUUGUCCCCCUUCUUCCCCUUCUUGUCCCCCUUCUUCCCCUUCUUGUCCCCCUUCUUCCCCCUUCUUGUCCCCCUUCUUCCCCUUCUUGUCCCCCUUCUUCCCCUUCUUGUCCCCCUUCUUCCCUUCUUGUCCCCCUUCUUCCCCUUCUUGUCCCCCUUCUUCCCCUUCUUGUCCCCCUUCUUCGUCCCCUUUGUCCCCUUCUUCUUCCCUUCUUGUCCCCCUUCUUCCCCUUCUUGUCCCCCUUCUCCCCUUCUUGUCCCCCUUCUUCCCCCCUGCUACACACGCUCCUCCUCGCUCACCCUUCUCCCUUUCUCUCCACCCUUCCUCCCCUUCCCCACUUCCCUUCAUCUUCCCCUCUCCCCCACCUUCCCUCCCCUUCCGCUCUUCCCCACCUUCCCCCCUUCCCCACAGCGCGGCUGUCUUCCACCGAGCAGUAAUCAUGCCCAACCUGCGCCCACCGGUCACCACCGCACUGGCAGCAGCAGAGUACCGCGAGCGGGUGCUGGCAGCAGUGCCGGAGGGGAGGCGCGGGGAGGAGGGCUUUAAUCCGCUCAUGACACUCUAUCUCACAGAUGACACCACACCGGAAGAAGUGCAGAAAGCAAAGGACGGAGGUCUAGUGGUGGCAUUCAAGCUCUACCCCGCGGGAGCAACGACCAACUCAGCAGCGGGAGUGACGGACCUCUUUGGGCGCUGCUUUCCUGCAAUAGAGCACAUGGCGCAUGUUGGCAUGCCGCUGCUGCUCCACGGGGAGGUGGUGGACCCAUCAGUUGACAUGUUCGACCGCGAGAAGGAGUUCAUUCACCGGGUUCUCUCGCCUCUCCUAGCCCGCCUGCCCACCCUGCGAGUGGUUCUCGAGCAUGUCACCACCGCAGAUGCGGUCGAGUUUGUGUUGAAAGCACCUGAGGGGCGGGUGGCUGCUACAGUGACGCCACAGCACCUGCUGUGGAACCGUAACGCGCUGUUCACGGGGGGCAUUCGCCCGCACCACUUCUGCCUGCCCGUGUUGAAGAGAGAAACCCACCGCCAAGCCAUUGUCGCAGCAGUGACGGGCGGCAGCACUCGUUUCUUCCUCGGCACGGACAGCGCACCUCACGAACGCACCACUAAGGAGGCGCCAUGUGGCUGCGCCGGGAUCUUCUCUGCGCACGCCGCCCUGCCGCUAUACGCCCGAGCGAGCACUGGACAAGCUAGAGGCAUUCACGAGCUUCAGCGGACCGCGCUUCUACGGCCUGCCUCGCGACUUCACCCCCUCACCCUUCCCUCCCUCACCCUUCCCUCCCUCACCCUUCCCUCCCUCACCCUUCCCUCCCUCACCCUUCCCUCCCUCACCCUUCCCUCCCUCACCCUUCCCUCCCUUCCCCGUUAUCUCUAUCCCUCGACUCCUAUCCAGGCGGGAGCACUGGACAAGCUAGAGGCGUUCACCAGCUUCAACGGGCCGGACUUCUAUGGCCUGCCCCGCAAUUCUCGCCGCAUCACUCUCUUUCGCCAGCCAUGGACCGUGCCCGACUCGUACCCGUACAGCGAUGGCGGAUCCCUCGUGCCCAUGCUGGCAGGCGAGCAGCUGGAGUGGCAGGUGUUUCCUUUGGAUCACUGA